Messenger RNA from Ilyonectria robusta, 3762 nucleotides. Its product is annotated as rab-GTPase-TBC domain-containing protein. NCBI's taxonomy places the organism in Eukaryota, Fungi, Ascomycota, Sordariomycetes, Hypocreales, Nectriaceae. The coding region runs from base 306 to 3521 and encodes 1071 amino acids. The record is from RefSeq and is a predicted model, not a curated record. The transcript has 3 exons.
AGCCCCCGAGUCCGAGAUCGCGGCAGCUCCUCCCCGUUUCAGCCUCCGUGGGAGCACCCCUCGAUGCAACAGCCCAGGCGCGUUCUCACUAGGCUGGCUAUCGCUGAGUCUCUUGUUUAGCCUGAUACUGACUUCGGCUUCACUCUGUUUGAUAUCCAAAAUUUCGAGCACGCGACACUGGGUCCGGACGCUCCCAGAGCGCCUCGCCGAGAGGGUCCCUCCGUCAACGCUGGAUUGUGUCUUGACACUCUCCGUUCCAGUCCCAGUCCUAACGAUACACGCAUCCACCCGACUGGGAGACAGGCAUGGACACAGACGUCACAAAGAGCGACCAUGAGUCUCUCCCUUCGACCGCGCCUGCUGAACGAGCUUCCAUGAUGGACCGAGACCAAAGUCCCGAGACCCCGAAGAUGGCACACGACUCCAUGGUUACGGUUCGACUCUCCGAACCCGAGUCUCUCCUCCUCGACACUUCCACGACCGGCUUCGAUGUUGACACGGCCCAAUCGACCCCGACCAAGGAUCACGGGCACGAUAGCGUGGUUGACGACGUGAAGCACGGCGUGACGAUCGACGUGACGGAAGACGUGACGGACGACCAAAAGGACAACACCAAGGUUGGCGAAGACGACGACAAGGACAACAGCGAAGAAGGGGUAGUGGAUGCUUCGAGUACGGGAGAGCUAGCAAAUACGGCGACCCCUCGUGACUCGAAAGCGACCAUGCCGCCCCCUAUCGUUACUCGAUCUCUUCAGGAUGAGCUGCUGUAUGAUGACCACUCCUCAGACGACCAGGAGGAGGUCAAUUGGGAGCAGCUAGAAAAGACGGAAGAUGAGCAGACCAAGGAUGACGAGACAGACAAUUCAACCGCUCUCUUGCUUGCACGACUUGAACAGGAAAAUGCCAAACUGGCUACGAACCCGAAAAGCGUCAAAGUACAAGGCGUCGACCGUGCUACCGUGGAACGCAGCGCCGUCAGCAAGCCUCGUCCACCUUCAAUGGCACAGCUUCGACAAAUGGUCCAGGGCCCGACACCCCCUGCCCUACGAUACUCGAUGCUUCCCCCUCCGCCGAUGACUGAUCUUGAAUUCUACGCUGCGCUAGUAAAGGACUAUCAACAAACAGCCGCCCGACUACCGACGCUUUUGUCCAACAAGAUCCGCAAAGGCAUUCCUCCUCCGCUCCGAGGGGUUGUUUGGCAGAGUAUGUCUGGUGCGCGGGACGCGGUGUUGGAGGAACAGUAUGAGCGAUUGUCAGGCGAGUCUAGCCCGUACGAGGUCAUCAUCGGUAAGGAUUUGGGACGGAGCUUUCCGGGUGUGGACAUGUUCCGGGAUCCGGAAGGGGAUGGGCAACGUAUGUUGGGUCGAGUCCUCAAGUGCUUCAGUCUCUACGACACCAAAAUUGGCUACUGCCAAGGGCUGGCCUUUCUGGUUGGCCCAUUACUGAUGCAUAUGCCCGAUAAACAGGCAUUUUGCGUCCUGGUCCGUCUCAUGGAGCGAUACGAUCUCCGGGCUUGCUUCCUCCCGGAUCUCUCUGGGCUUCAUGUGCGCAUCUAUCAGUUCAGGGAGCUGUUGCGACAGAGUCUGCCGGUAUUAUCGAACCACCUGGAGGAGCUCCAGGUCGACCCUGCAUAUGUCUCGCAGUGGUUUCUCAGCUUCUUUGCUGUGACGUGCCCCCUGCCAAUGCUGUUUCGGAUCUACGAUGUCAUCUUUGCCGAAGGUGCAUCAGAAACCAUCAUGCGAGUUGCGCUAUCCCUGAUGCGGAAGAACGAGGCGCGACUAUUGGCUUGCACUGAGAUGGAGGAUAUAAUGACCCUCCUCCUCUCCCGGGGCCUCUGGGAUUGCUAUCAUUACAAUGCAGAUGAAUUUGUCCAAGACUUUGUUGGAUUGACGGGUGUUGUUACGCGAGAGAGCAUGCAACAACUGGAACAGAGCUACAAGGAAUCCAAGACAGCUGCCACCACGCCCGGAAGAGGAUCCGAAAUCACCACAGCAGCCAGCCGCUUUCUGGGUCGCAUCUGGGCCUCAUCUACCACCAGCUUGUCGCCCAAAUCUGCCAAUCUCAGUCCUGGCAACAGCGCACCAUCACGACCAUUGAGCAUGUUGCGCCGCAGUACAUCGAAGCAGAGCCUCGCAUCGACAUUGAACUCGAUGGAGGCUAGCUCUGCAAGCGUCACCAGUUCCACGUCCACGGAUGCCACGAGUUUGACGCGAGACUCGUCAAACGCCGAGGACAGUGCGUUGACUCGCGAGUCAACGCCUGUUGGAGCCAAGUCGGCGGCGACCCACAAGAACAGCGACGAGCGACACUUGCACAGCCAAAUCGAGGAUCUGCUGACCGCAUUGAGUGAGUUGCAGCGAAAUCAUGCGCUGCUCGCGAACCAGCUCCAGCGCGAGCAAGAGGAGCGACAAGAGGAUCGUAAGGCCGUCCAAUCGCUCCUCAGUGGACUGAGACAAAAGGCGAGCAGGGAGUCGACAUCAACAGAAUUGAGCAACCCCGAGGUCAAAAUCUCGACAAUGGAUGGCGACGAUGAAGAGAAACCGGGCAUGGAGACUAUAGACGAAGAGACGGUGGACAAAGUGAGCCGGAGUGAUGAAGGCGCGGAGCGCAGGAAGUCAACUAAUACCACCGAUGGACUAAACAGUGCAGCCGAUGUACUAAAUGAGGAGGAGGAGGAUGACGACAACCCAAAAUCCCCAUCGACUGAAGAUUUGUCAAAACUGCUUGACCUGGUCGAGCGUCGCUUCCAGAUUGAUGAGGACCAGCGACGGUCGUCAAUGCUCCAGUCCAAGGUGCAGCUGCGUGAGGAACUGGAACACACCAAAGAUCAACUGGCCAGUGCGAUGUCCCAGUCACAAGAAUACAAUCGCCAGAUCAACGACUUAAACCAAGAGAUGGCGACAGUCAAGGAGCAGCUCCGGGAGAGCCACGCGCAUGUCAGGACUCUCCACCAAGACAAGCAGCGGCUAGAGAAACAAAUGCACACACUGAAGGCGCGCGCAUCAGCCUACUCAGCGCACGAGCCGACCCGAGAACCAGAACCCGAGUGGAACAGGGGCAACGGCGCAGGCCUGAGGGAAUUCAAGCUGGGGCGGAGCAAGUCGACACCAUCGCAAGCAAAGGGCGGGAAUGGUGGCAGUGUGUUCAAUAAGAGGAUCUCAUCCCUCCCCCGUCCCCACGAACCGAACGUGCCGACGGUGACGACGACGGCCCCCGGGCCUCCCCCGACCGAGAACGAGGCGUUGCUGUUGGAGCUUGUGCAGGCCAAGACAGCCGAGGCCAUGGCUAAGCAGGAAGCCGAAGAGACAAGGCAGAAGCUGGAGUCUUUGCGCAAGGCCCAUGGGUUAAGCCACAGCGAACUGUCGCAUUCGUCAUCAGCAUCUCAAUCGGGGCCGAUGGGGGUGUUUGGGCUACUUACUGGACACGGGACGUCGCCUUCCACCGAGACGCCCACGAAACCGGCGUCGAACGCAGCGGGAUCUCCUUCAUCUGGGGGCGGAUUUUGGGGUUGGCGAAGGUAACGGGAUUGAACCGCCCGUACGACGACAAGCACCCGCAGUUUAGUGGCAUCAUGAUGGUCACGCGACACUGUUGGCAAUGCUGGACUCUUUUUUUGUUUUUCCACUGAUGCUUCUAUGUAUAUAUUGGGCAUUGACCGCCUCACAUUGGCGAGCGUUUGUGUUGGGACAAACCUAUGAUGGGAACUGAAACUCAUGUGGGAUUUGCAUGUCCUUGGGCGGAUUGGCAUUGCACGCGCCGUUG